Molecule: messenger RNA, 2088 nt
Organism: Ficedula albicollis (Collared flycatcher)
Lineage: Eukaryota; Metazoa; Chordata; Aves; Passeriformes; Muscicapidae
Gene: TNFRSF8
Product: tumor necrosis factor receptor superfamily member 8
Exons: 12
Coding region: 209-1615 (468 amino acids)
Molecular function (GO): protein binding
Source: RefSeq, a predicted model, not a curated record
CAGCCAGCGUGUGCCUUAGGUGACAACCUUGAUUCUCACCACUGCAGAAACUCACAUAGAGGCGGUUUUGCUGGAAUCUCUCUGGACUGAAUGAACAGGCAAGGAGCAUGACCUGGUGGGACCCUGGGAGGGUCUCAUCCUGCAGAAGGAGCAGCCCACCUGUCUCACCUGCAAUGCUGGGAGCCAGGGACAUUUAACACCCCCUCAGAUGGCUGCCUGCAGCCUGCCUCUGGGACUGUGCCUUCUGCUGCUUCUCCAGGACGCCCAGACAACCCCACAGACAUCAUUAACUCCACCUCAUUCCUGUGGUGCACUAGAGAAUUGGUUCUAUGAUGAAACUUCACAAAACUGCUGUUACCGGUGUCCCUCAGGCUAUGUUGAAAAGAAAGCAUGUCCUCAGGAUCCAGCUGAAGACUGCAUGACAUGUGGACCUGAUCAAUAUCUGAGCAAUAGAUCCCAAAAGCCACAAUGUGAUGCCUGUGUGUCAUGCUCUGGAGAUCUGGACCUGGUGGAGACGCAGCCCUGCUCGCUGCUCUCCAGCCGCGUCUGUGAGUGCCGCCCGGGGCUCUUCUGCCAGCUCUCUGUCCAGCACACCUGCACGCGCUGCCAGCACCACUCUGCCUGCAGGCCUGGCUUUGGAGUCAAAACCAGGGGCACCUCAACAAGUGAUGUCACUUGUGAAGAGUGCCCUCCUGGGACCUUCUCUGAUCAAAACUCCAGCACAGACAUCUGCAAACCCCACACCAACUGUGCCAAGUUGAACAAAGUACUGCUAAGGAAAGGAAAUGCCACACACGAUGAAGUUUGCCUGGACCAGUUGCCCACUUACCUCACCCCAAGCACUUUGUCCAUGAGAUUCAGCAAUAAAACAAAUAAUGACCUGAGCAUGUCUAAGGAGAACCUGGUGACCUCUGCUAGUGGUGACCUUCCAAGUGUCACAACAACUGAAAAUCCCAGUUCAGCUUCUGAGGUGAAAGGUGUAGUGCUCUGGGCAGUGCUUCUCUCUGUGACAGUGCUUCUUGGGGGCACACUGGUAUUUUGGAAAUGGAAGGUUUGCAAGAAGCAGAUCCUCGUCCUCAGAAGAAAACCACAUCUGCAUUCGGUCAUCGCACACAAAUACGUGCUCAAAUCCCCAGGUUCAGAUCUCAUGAACAAAUGUGCAAAGAUCAUACUGACCACUGACACUGGGCUAGAAGAGGAGGAUUUAGUUGACAGAGCCCUUCCUUUGGAAACCAACAAUAACCUGGUGUCCAGCACAGAAAAAGCACAGAGUCCUCAUUGGAGUGUGACUGAUGUGGCACAAAGCAGUGGGAAUGCCCCAGAUUGCCCUGGGGAUCCUCGAGUCAGAGAUCACACAAAUAACAGAAUUGAAAACCUCUACAUCAUGAAGGCCGACACUGUUAUCGUGGGCUCUGUUUCAGAAGUGCCCAGUAGCAAGAACUGUGCUGCCAGGGGAUGUGAGAGUAACCUUGAUGCCCAGGAAUGCAUGGAAGAGGAGCUGGAAAUGCACUACCCAGAGCAGGAAACAGAGUCUUUUCCAGGGAAUGAUGUAAUGGUUCCUGUGGAAGAGGAGGGAAAGGAAUUUCACCAUCCUACCACUGCCACUGAGAAGUGACAACCCAGAGAUAAUAUGGGAAGAAUCAUCCAGUGUGACACUAAGGCUGAGUUCAUGACAAGAGAGGUAAACACACUGUGCCUUGGAUUAUUGGGGAACUUCUGGAAAACACUGAAACACAUUCAAUCAAGGAGAGCUAGAACCUAUUUCAUUUUCAUCUAACAAAUGAGAGGAUCAUCCAAAGUGUUGACCUUCACAGCUGACAUAAAAUAUUUCUAUUUCUCUGUCUCUUAGUAUCAUACCGAAAAUGAAUUUGAAUCAAAGCUGCAUAAUCUAGAGGACAUCUGGAUGUCAACUGAAGUUUCACAGCUUGUUUUCUCAGUGUGAAGUAAUGGAUUGAAACCUAUGUCUGAUUACUUCUAUUAGCUGUGAAAAUUCUGCCCAGGAUUCUUUGUCAAGCUUGAGACUCAGCCUGCUUCUUAUGUUGUUUCUAUUCCAAUACUUCCAGUUUUGUCAUAUAUUUUGCAACAUCU